Molecule: messenger RNA, 4973 nt
Organism: Homalodisca vitripennis (glassy-winged sharpshooter)
Lineage: Eukaryota; Metazoa; Arthropoda; Insecta; Hemiptera; Cicadellidae
Gene: scf
Product: calumenin
Exons: 7
Coding region: 99-1079 (326 amino acids)
Cellular component (GO): endoplasmic reticulum
Molecular function (GO): calcium ion binding
Source: RefSeq, a predicted model, not a curated record
ACAGCUGAGCUGAUAACCAAGUUCGCUGCCCUCCUCCUCUAGAUAGUCUGUUGUUGUUUACUUAGAAAUUGGAAUUUCGGUGAACAAAUUAUAACAAGAUGAUCUUACCUACCAGAAGGAAAUUAGUGUUUUUAAUGUUCAUCUUCACUGUGGCAGCGGCAGUACCCAAACCAGAUGAGGCUGACAAAAAAGAACGAACUUUAGAAAAGGACUUGAGUGACAAGAAGCACUAUGAAAAUGAGGGACACAAUGUUGAGUACGACCAUGAAGCUUUUUUGGGUGAAGAGGCAAAGACAUUUGAUCAACUCACACCUGAAGAAAGCCGAAGGAGACUUUCGCUGAUAGUGGACAAAAUAGACUCGGACGGAGAUGGCUUUGUGAGUCAGGAGGAGCUAAAGGACUGGAUCCGUUACACACAACGACGAUACAUUCUGGAUGAUGUGGACCGACAGUGGAAAACCCAUAAUCCGGAGGAUAAAGAGAAGAUAUCCUGGGAGGAGUACAAGAAGAUGCUCUAUGGAUUUAUGGAUGACAUGGAUGCCAGUGAGCAGGAGAAGGAUGAGGAGGGCUUCUCGUACGCAGCAAUGCAAAAGCGUGACCGGCGACGUUGGGCUGUGGCUGACCUUGACACUGAUGACUUGCUGACCAAGGACGAGUUUGCUGCGUUUCUGCACCCUGAGGAAACGGGGCAUAUGCGAGAUGUGGUUGUUCUGGAGACCAUGGAAGACAUUGACAAGGACAAAGAUGGCAAGAUCUCUCUGGACGAAUAUAUUGGUGACAUGUACCGAGGCUCAGAGGCCGACACAGAGCCUGAGUGGGUCCAGAAUGAGAAGGAGCAGUUCAGUCAGUACCGUGACAAGGAUGGAGAUGGCUUCAUGGACAGGGAGGAGGUGAAGAACUGGAUCAUCCCGCCAGACUUUGACCAUGCUGAGGCGGAGGCCCGCCAUCUCAUCUACGAGAGUGACUCGGACGGUGAUUCCAAGCUGACCAAGGAUGAGAUCCUCGGCAAGUACGAUCUGUUCGUGGGCUCCCAGGCCACCGACUUCGGUGAGGCUCUUGCAAGACACGACGAGUUCUAACGUGUGGCCACCGGCCAGUCUGACGUCCCACCACUCUCGCUUAGUGUCCUUUCAACAGUAACUGUGUAGUAGAAUUCCACUUACCCAAAGCCUGGUGACUUUAAUUCCUAUUUAUCCUAAUCAAUUAUUGUACAAAGAUAUAUAAAAUUCCUUAAGUGUCCAUUUCUAUAGUUUUGAGCUGAUAAGAAGUGGCGGGUGGAGAUGUACGGGGAAGAUUAUAGUGUACUGCAUGACCAGUAAUGGCACUGGUCUACUUGCAACUAUAAUGUUCCUUUUCACUAUCUCCCCCCCCCCCUUCACAGGUGACAACUCUCAUCUUCCGCUCUUCAUUAUGCACUUAUUGUUGUAGUUCAAAACUAUUUAAAUGAACUUAUCACUUUGUGAUUUUGUAUUAUUUUAAACUUGAUUUGUAAUAAUGUAGAUCUACUUUGUGUUUUUAUAUUCAGUUUCAUUGCCUUUUACCUUUUUCUACGCGCAAUGAUAUUUUUUCUUACCCUGCUAAAUCCACCAUCCAAAUGUCUGCAAUUAAAAAUCAGCCCUAUCCUAAAAUUGGAUAAUUGGAGUUCUGCCAUUGUUUUUAUAUUUACACAUUUACUGUUACUAGCUCUUAGUAUUUGAAUUCUCAUUUUAAUAUUUAGUUUUUACUGCAUUUUUGUGUAGUCGUGAUAAUUUAUUACAGUAAUUUGUGUUUGUAAAAACUCAUUACGUGUUAUAACUCAUUAUCAUCGAUAAGAAAUUUAGGUUAACAGCUACAAAUUUUGUUAGUUGUUUUAUACAAGUCUGAUGACAAAGUUGUCUGUUCAACUUUAGUUGUAAGUUCUAGUACUAAUAGAAACACUAUAGUUUGUAUUUAAUAUUACAAGGAACACGAUACACUAACAUUGUUUUACGUAACGAUAAUUUAUAAAACUACUAUAAUGUUAUAACGUCAUUCUAGGACUGAAAAGUGAUAAACAUCAUUGCAUAUUGAGUUAUAUUUUAAUAUAGUAUUUUAUCGUACUUAAUUAAAAAAGUAAUGUAUACAGACUUAAAUUUUAACUUUCAGUAGAAUUAAAUAAGAAUUGAACUUGGGGGGAGCAUGUAUUGAGACAGAACGCUAGUAAGCUACGGGCCACGCAUCCGAGGCACCUAUUUUUUAGCAAGAGAUUAAAGUUUAAAACUGCGUUAUAAAAUAAGAAUUUGUCUCAAAUCCACAAAGAUUUCACUUCAGAAAUUUAAGAGGAUAGUUUUUUCAACCUCCGAUCCCACACCAUGACGGCCAGACACGUGGCAGGUCCGCGGUGUGCGCAGUAGUCGAAUGCGCGUCUUUCCCACUACAUUUGUCACUGCCGAGUUCAAGUAGCUAGUUUGCCCUGAGCUGUCAUAGUGUGAGAUUGGAGGUUGAAAAAGAAACGGCUCUUGUAGAUUUUAGUGUCUCAAUAGUAAUGAAUUGUUAAAAAUAUGAUUAUCUGUUAAUACUAUUUUUUUAUAAUUUAUAUUCAGUAUAAAUUCUCCCAUAAGAAAUUUCAUAUUGGAUAUAAAUAAUAAGCAAUUAUUAUUAACCCUCCGAGUGCCACAGCUUUUUUUGCGUUUUUACAGUUCUCUUUUUAAAAAAACGUAUAAAAUACAAUUUUGUAAUUAAAUUGUUCAUGUUGUAUAUCAAUGUAUUCAAAAAACAAUAAGGAAUAAAAGAAGUAUAACAGAAUUGUACUUCCCCUCUGGCUGUUCAGGUAUGUAGCCCUCCGAAGUAAAAUAAAAUUUUCACAAUUUUAUCAUGUCCUAACAUCCACGACUCAAGAUUUCACUAUGUACACAAAAACAGUUUCAAAAUAGCCAUUUUAUUCCAAAUUUAAUAAGUUUUACAAAUAUGUAAACUUUGUUUAUAUUUAAACUAAAAACCAAACUAUAAAAUUGAAAAAAUCAAAUGUAUAUACACAAUUUUUUCCCUGAGUUUUACUCUGAGUGUCUGCUUUGUGAUGCCUUUCUUUUUCUCUCAGGCCUAAGGGGUCUCCAGAAAUGUUCAAAUAAGUGGAAACAUUCCCUGGACACACCUGUAUUACAGCCAGGGCACCAAAAUCUGCUUCGGCCUUUCUUUUUGCUUUCGCAAACUGUGCACUGGCGUAAUUUGACCCUAGCUUCAAAGUUCAUUAGGGUCCGGUUUGUACUCUUCACCACUGCCACUUGAAAAAUCGCGAAGUGAAAUGUCUGAAAGUAUAUCAGGAGCUUCAAUAUCACUUGCAUCGUUUUCACUAGAUACAUAUUCAUCUAAAUCAUCCCGAAUUUCACUAGAAUGUUCCAAAGCAUCACAAUCCAUGUUUGAAAAUCACGCAAACACUGCAGUCAGCUGUCAAUGUAUCGUCAAAACAAAGUAUGACGUAAUGCACUGCCUCCACAAUUAUGCAUUGUCACGAUUAUAUGUACUAUAACAAAUCUUCAUCUUUCAAAUGAUACCGAAUUUGACUAUUUUGCUGCCAUUUUAAUAUUAAUAUAAUACAAAGCGCUGUUAUAUAGUCGCAGGCGCAACUUUGGCUGUUAUAAUAGGCACUAAUUAGUUGUGGCCGCGACGAAAAGCGCUCUGAGGGUUAACAGAUAAUCAUAUUUUUAACAAUUCAUUAAUACUUUGACAGUAAAAUCUAUGUUUAUAAAGUGAAACAUUCAUGAAUAUAAGACAAGUUCCUAUUCAUAAAACAGUUUUAAACUUUGUUCUCGUGUGAAGCAACUAAUUAGCAAGCCCUCUGAAUAAAAGCUUUUCUAGAGCUCAAUCCCAUACCCCUUCUGAAGUAUUGACAUAUUAAAUAGUUGAACACAACUUAAAAAAUUAAGAUUUGCAGGUGGCUUUACUUAUUGCAGCUUUUUGUGUGUUAGGCCACUUUUAAUGUGCAGGUGGUGUCUAGUUUUUUUUUUUAAAUGUGAUAAAAUUAUUUUUUUUUUAAAUGUGAUAAAAUUAUUAUAAGUUCAAUUAAUGCGUUGUAGGCUUUUCUGUGUAGACUUUUAUUACUUUUAUUUACAUUUAAAUGUUUUAGAAACCAGGGACAAUUGAAUUUACUACUUAUAAUAACUUAAAGACUAUAACUCUAAGAGAACCAGAUCUUGUUGUGUGUGAUUUUGUAACGGCUGAUUUAAUAAAUAAUUUUGAAAUAACUUAAAUGCACAUUUUUGUGAUUAUUACGUUAACGUAACAGAGCUGGUAACGUAACUGGUUGAUAGUUAACAUAACAGAGCUGGUAAAGUAACUGGUUGAUAGUUAACGUUUAAAUGAAGGUCAUUUUGUAUGUAAUCGGCACAAACUGUCAAUUCCAGUUGUUAUAGCUUUAUUUAUGAUCUUAACUCGUUUUGUAUUGUGUAUUAAUUUUUAUAUUUUCUUGUAACUACAGUGUGUAACUAUGUAUUGUUGGUGUUACUUUGUCUAGUUUCCCGUAACACAUUCACUGUUGUAUGUGUCAGCUGCAGUCAAUGUGUGACGUGACUCAUGCUUGUUAAGAUUUAUUGUUAAUUAACGUCUUGUUUAAUAUUUUGUUCUCACUUUGUUUAAUUUCAUACAAGAACAUUACUCUGCUGCCAUUAGCUUUAUUGUAGGAUAAAAACGUUUCUUUGAUCAAUUCUAAUGCUGACAGUAUAUAUUUAAAUUGUUACUUACAUAUUGUUAUUAUAAGGUUUUGGUACUGCAUAAGUGUUUUACAUACAGGAAAACGAACAGCAUUCCUCAUGCCUUGUUUCCUAUUUUGAUCAAUGCCACUGUUGUCGAGCGAUGAACAAUAUUAUAUUCUAAGUUAGAGUAGCUGUGAAGUACCAAAGAGCUAAGAGUGCAUGAUGGGUGCAAGUUUAAGAAUGUGCCAUAGUCUUCCAUUAAUAUUAUUGUUGUAUUGCCUUUUAUUACUAUGGCUCUGUAUUUUUUAAUAAACCAGUGCUUACUUA